UGGCUUCAACUAUGGGCGUGGCUAGGCAAAGCUCGACCUAUGGGGCGGGGAAAUGGGCCGGAACGAACUGGGGAUUGGGUUUCUCUUGGGGGCGUGGCCUGUGGGUUCUCGUUUCCCGCCGACGGUUGGUCACGUCACGUGACAUGGGGUUGAAGAUGGCGUCUCCCACGGAGGGGACAGAUCUGGAAGCAUCUUUGCUAAGUUUUGAAAAACUUGACCGUGCCUCACCAGAUCUUUGGCCAGAACAAUUACCAGGUGUUGCUGAAUUUGCAGCUUCCUUCAAAAGCCCUAUUACUAGCUCUCCACCCAAAUGGAUGGCUGAGAUAGAACGUGAUGACAUAGACAUGUUGAAAGAACUGGGGAGUCUCACCACGGCUAAUUUGAUGGAGAAGGUUCGAGGCCUACAGAACCUGGCCUACCAGCUGGGGCUGGAUGAGUUGCAGGAAGUACUGAUUAAACCUGAAGUGUCCCUGGAGGACUCUACAGCUGUCAGAGGGGUGGUGACCGUCCCUCACGAAAAGGGAAAUCUGAGCCAGUGGUCCCAGUGGGGCGGUGCUUUAAGAACAUGCACGUGGCUGCCCCAGCUGUUCUGCUUUGCCUAA
Carlito syrichta (Philippine tarsier) is the source of this 602-nucleotide messenger RNA. RefSeq names its product lin-52 DREAM MuvB core complex component (gene LIN52). Gene Ontology annotation, biological process: regulation of DNA-templated transcription. The transcript has 6 exons. Gene Ontology annotation, cellular component: DRM complex. The record is from RefSeq and is a predicted model, not a curated record. NCBI's taxonomy places the organism in Eukaryota, Metazoa, Chordata, Mammalia, Primates, Tarsiidae. Bases 12 to 602 code for a protein of 196 amino acids.